AUGGCAGGAUCUGCGAAACUGCCGGACAAUAUAUUCCCAGUGAAGAAUUUCAUUUCUGAUCUACCAAGUGACCUGAUCGUCCCGAAAUCCUCCGAGCAUGCUUUCCCUCGCCGGCGCCUAGUCAUCGUAGGCGAUGUCCAUGGCAUGCGAAAAUCUCUGGAAGCUCUCCUGGAAGAAGUCAAAUUCGACAAAGCCAACGGUGACCAUCUGAUUCUAGUCGGCGAUCUUAUCAACAAGGGACCCGACAGCCCUGGCGUCGUGGAUCUGGCCAUGAAGCUAGGCGCUAGCGCCGUGCGAGGCAACCACGACAACGCCGUGCUGGAUGCCUCGGCGGAACUCAAAGAUGAAAGCCGCAGGCAAGCCAUCCUCGACGCACUGAGCGCCCAUGGCCAUGCGCAGCCUGAGGCGGGUACAGUGGAUUCGAAAAAUGACGCGGUCUCCGCCGAGAAUUCACGUUCUACAACGGAACCCCAGAUGAGGCACGGCUUAAACUGCUACCGGACCGCACUCGAGCUUUCAGGCACGCAUCUGGAGUGGUUGGCAAAUUUGCCAUUGAUUUUGCGGCUCAAGCUCCCUCUUCAUAUAUCACCUUUUCUUGGUGACACGCUGGUCGUGGUGCAUGCGGGUCUUGUACCCGGGCUCCCUCUCGAAGCACAGGAUGCUCAUACUGUGAUGCACAUGCGCAGCUUCACACGCUCGCCCGAGGACGGCAAUGCUUUGGUGGCCAGUGAGGAGUUUGGGGAAGAAGGAUGGGCUACGCAAUGGGAUCGGGCUGGUAUCUCGAAUCACGGUGGUUUUUGCCAUGACGCCAAGCGCCGCUUGCAAUUGAACAAGCAUGCAAUUGGCUUAGACUCAGGAUGCCUAUAUGGGAACAGGCUCAGCGCACUUGUGAUAGAGUUCGGUGAAGCCACGGUCAAUCACCAUGUUACGCAGGUAGAGUGUGCGGAUGACCCUAUAGCCCCGAAGGUAGCCACAGGAUGA
This is a messenger RNA of Penicillium chermesinum, 981 nucleotides long. Its product is annotated as metallophosphoesterase family protein. The coding region runs from base 1 to 981 and encodes 326 amino acids. NCBI's taxonomy places the organism in Eukaryota, Fungi, Ascomycota, Eurotiomycetes, Eurotiales, Aspergillaceae. Gene Ontology annotation, biological process: polyphosphate catabolic process. The transcript is spliced from 2 exons. Gene Ontology annotation, molecular function: phosphatase activity; endopolyphosphatase activity. Gene Ontology annotation, cellular component: cytoplasm. The record is from RefSeq and is a predicted model, not a curated record.